AUGGAUCACAACACCUGGUCGCAGGUUCCAGACCGGCAAUCUUCCUCCAUAGAAUACUAUGAUCUAGGUACCUUCCAUCGGGUCGUCAGCACCACAAUCCCAGAUGCCCAAGCUUGGUUCAACAGGGGUGUGGUCUGGGCCUACGCCUUCAAUCAUCAUGAGUCAAUCCGAUGUUUCGAGCAAGCCAUUUUGUUCGACCCCGAGUUCGCAAUGGCAUAUUGGGGUCUUGCCUUCUCGCUGGGGCCAAACUACAAUAAACCAUGGCAACUUUUCGACGGCGAGGAUCUCUCCAUGACGACUGCGAGAGCUCAUGCCGCCGUAGUCGAGGCGAAGAAACAUGCAGACUCUGCAACACCCGAAGAGAAAGCUCUCAUCAAUGCAUUGCAGUUUCGGUAUCCACAGGAAGAACCGGCUGAGGACUGUAUGGAGUGGAAUCGCCGGUACGCCGAGGCCAUGCUGUCCGUAUAUCAAACAUUCCCAGACGAUUUAGACAUCGUCGCGCUUUAUGCAGAUUCCUUAAUGAAUCUCAACCCCUGGAACUUAUGGAACCUGGUAACCGGAGAGCCGACCCCAGGAGCCCAGACCCUCGAGGUGAAAAGGGCACUAGAUCGUGCCUUGGAGCGCGACGAGGCCCUCGAGCACCCUGGUCUCCUGCAUCUGUACAUCCACCUGAUGGAAAUGUCAGCCACACCGGAGAUCGCGCUCCCGAUAGCAAAUAAUCUCCGUGGUCUCGUCCCAGACGCAGGCCAUCUCGAACAUAUGCUAAGUCAUUUAGACGUAUUGUGUGGUAACUAUCGUCGUGCGGUAACAGCCAACACAGCUGCCAUCCGCGCCGAUGAGAAGUUCCUCUCAACCCAGCCUCUGGGCCACUUUUACAAUAUUUAUCGCGCACACGACUACCACUUCCUCAUGUACGCUGCUAUGCUGGGCGGCCAGUCGAAAGUGGCAAUCUACACUGCGAACCAGUUGGCAGAUUCAAUUACAGAGCCUCUCCUAUCGGUCAAGUCACCUCCUCUUGCAGAUUGGCUAGAAGGCUUUGUUGCCAUGCGCGUACACGCCUUGGUUCGCUUUGGUUGUUGGGAAGAUAUCAUGUCCCUAGAACCCCCCGCAAACCAGAGUCUUUAUUGCGUCACCACAGCCAUGACCCACUACGCAAAGGGUAUUGCCUUUGCGGCUACCAACCGCAUUAAAGAGGCAGAGAAGGAACAGGAUCUCUUCAAGUCAUCUUCCAAGCUUGUCCCUCUCUCUCGCACAAUAUUCAAUAAUACAUGCGUCGACGUAUUAGGCGUUGCAGCGCCAAUGUUAGAAGGUGAGAUUGCUUAUCGGCGCGGUGACUACGAUGACGCUUUCGCCAUUCUUCAAACUGCCGUCGAUCGUGAAGAUAGUCUUCCCUACGACGAACCGUGGGGCUGGAUGCAGCCCGUCCGUCACGCGCUUGGAGCUUUACUAUUAGAGAAGAAUCGGGUGGAAGAGGCAAUUAAGGUAUACUCUGCUGAUCUUGGGAUUGACACAUCUUUACCUAGGGCGCUGAGACAUCCUAAUAAUGUAUGGGCGCUGCGUGGUUAUCAUGAGUGUUUGACUCGGCUUGGGAGAAAGGCUGAGGCACGAAUUUUACUGCCGCAGAUGAGACAGGCUGUGGCGAUGGCGGAUAUACCUAUUCGCGGGUCUUGUUUUUGUCGGACGACGUUUGAGACUGAAUCAUUAUCAUGA
Molecule: messenger RNA, 1710 nt
Organism: Penicillium taxi
Lineage: Eukaryota; Fungi; Ascomycota; Eurotiomycetes; Eurotiales; Aspergillaceae
Product: TPR domain protein
Exons: 1
Coding region: 1-1710 (569 amino acids)
Cellular component (GO): intracellular anatomical structure
Molecular function (GO): protein binding
Source: RefSeq, a predicted model, not a curated record